AUGUGCUACUGUGGUGGCUACUAUGGAGGCCUAGGCUAUGGCUGUGGCUCUGGUUAUGGCUGUGGAUGUGGUUGUUUCCGUGGCCUAGGAUAUGGAUAUGGAGGCUGUGGCUAUGGAGGCUUGGGAUAUGGUGGCUAUGGCUAUGGUUGCUGCCGCCCAUCUUGCUGGGGAAGCUACUAUGGGGGCCUGGGCUACGGCUGUGGCUCUGGUUAUGGCUGUGGAUGUGGUUGCUUCCGUGGCUUAGGCUAUGGUUAUGGAGGCUGUGGCUAUAGAGGCCUGACCUAUGGAGGCUAUGGCUAUGGCUGCUGCCGCCCAUCUUGCUGUGGAAGAUAUUAUUCUUAUGGCUUCUACUGA
Molecule: messenger RNA, 354 nt
Organism: Sarcophilus harrisii (Tasmanian devil)
Lineage: Eukaryota; Metazoa; Chordata; Mammalia; Dasyuromorphia; Dasyuridae
Product: keratin-associated protein 20-2-like
Exons: 2
Coding region: 1-354 (117 amino acids)
Source: RefSeq, a predicted model, not a curated record